This is a messenger RNA of Puntigrus tetrazona (Sumatra barb), 2789 nucleotides long. RefSeq names its product transmembrane protein 200C, genome duplicate a (gene tmem200ca). Lineage: Eukaryota; Metazoa; Chordata; Actinopteri; Cypriniformes; Cyprinidae. Bases 800 to 2335 code for a protein of 511 amino acids. The transcript has 2 exons. The record is from RefSeq and is a predicted model, not a curated record.
CUUUGUUGUUAGGCACUUUAGGAUACACCGAUCUUCUGUUGUCUUGUUGUUGUUGUGGUUCUCGGAGCGUUCUGGAGAGCUUCGUUAACAGAACGUUUAUUCUUCAGAAAUGCUGUAGUUCGUCUGAUAAUGUUUUUAAACUUCUUUCAAAACGUUGCAAUCUCCAAAUGAUUAAACAUCCCCUCGAUGUUCGUGCGACCAGAGGAGACUAAACGCUUCUGAUCGUUCAGAGAAACGAGGGUUUGUAACUUAACUAGAACGACAGCAAAACGUUCCUGGAACAUAUCGGUCGAGAUGCAGUCGAGGCAGCGUUCUCGCGUCAUGACACGUUCCGACCAGUGCAUGACGUUCCUUGCUUGUGAACGACUUCCGAACGCGCACGGAUCUGUUCUCUCGCCUGUGUUUGAGCAGCAGGAACAAAGAACGAGCAGAUGAACGAGCUGAAGAACGAGCUGAUGAACGCAGGUGAACGGGAUCGACGCGCGUCGGGUUAAACACUUUAGCAAGCGAUUAUUCAGAUCCUGCAGCACUCGCACCGGAUUCGGUCUGCGGUAUCAUAGCAACAACACCGGAGAAGCGGCGUAACAUCAGCCGCAGUACCGAACCGAACCGGAGCAGAACUCUGGAACGGGGAACCGGCGCGCGAUCAAACGGCUGCGAGCAGCGCGGAACGACUCCUGACUGGAAACACCGGGAAUAACGCGCAAAAUGCGGUCUUGCGGAGAGACAAAGUUUGCGUGUCGUUGCCCGAAUACGAAUCUAUUAGUCGUGUUUCACGGAUGAUUAAUUGAGCGCCAUCAUGAUCGCCACAGGGGGUCUGCUGCGGAUAUCUGCCAGGAGACAGGACUCCCUUCGAGCGAAGAACCGCGCGGAAAACAAGCGCAAGAGGAAAGCGAAGAAAAAGAGGAAGAACGAAGUGGUGGUGGUGAAAGGGAAGCUAAAACUGUGCUCCGUGUCUGGACUGAUCGCCGCCGUCGGGAUCCUGGUGCUUCUGGUCGGAGUGGCCAUGGCCGUGCUGGGAUACUGGCCCAAAGAGAGUCCGCUUUACCCAGGACUCAUGAUGAACGCACAGAGGACUUACGACAGCCGAGAAUUAGUCAAUGUGACCGCCAGACCGCCUUGGGAUCUCCUAGAUAAAGACUUCAGGAGCUAUAAUGGCUCCAAUGGGACCGCUGAGCUGGAUCCGGGAGCUAAACUAGGAGCGUUUGCUGCAUUUAUCAACAGAUACUUAUAUUCAGACAAGCUGAAAGUCUUCGGACCUUUAAUCAUGGGCAUUGGGAUCUUCCUGUUCAUUUGUGCCAAUGCGGUACUUCACGAGAACAGAGACAAAAAGACCAAAAUCAUCAACCUCAGAGACAUCUACUCAACGGUGAUUGACAUUCAUAGCUUGCGGAGCAAGGAAUCUGCGCCGCUUAACGGUUUCGUGAACUACUGCCAAUCGAAAGACACCAAAUCGUACGGUUCCCCUCAUAAGGGAACGCCUCAAGGUAGCAUGAUCCCAUCCCGAAGACCGUCUACCACCAUCCCACGAGUCUCGUCUUUGGAGAGACAGAGCUUUACAGACACCAUCUACAGCAUCUACGGAGACCAGAAGCGACUGGACAAGCCGUGGGAGACCCGGAGCAUCGUGUCCACUUCGGUCAACGCGUUCACUCUGCCAAUGAUGAAGCUCAACCACCGGGGAGCUUCGGAACGAAGGGGUUCGGAUAAAACCGGAGAGGCCAAGCCAGAGUUCCUGGACGCCGAGGCCAUUUGCAGGCGUUUGGAGGAUCUGGAAGCGUCUCGGACCACCACCAAGGCCAAAGUGGAGCCUCGUCCCGAGCUGGCGGCAGACUCGGUGGAGGUGUACCGGAGCAGCGGGAGCCUGCCAGGAGCUCCUCGGGUGUCUCUGCAGGGCUCCCGGGUCCAGCUGCUGAAGACCACCGGAUCUCACCUGUCCUUGAGCGCUUUGUCUGACUACUCCAGGUCAGUGGAUCUGGAGAUCUGUCCGUCCAGCCCUGCUCUGGUGCGAUCGAGGCGGCUCAGCUGUCCUCGGCUGGAGGGCCUCGGCGGCGGAGGAUACACCAAACUAGAAGGCCUCGGCGGAGAGUCCUUCGAGUCCACGGACAAUGCCAACGCGCUCAGUCGAGAGAGCUCCGUCGAGGAAAAAGAGCUCUGUCCUCAGACUCUUCUUCAGGAGUGUGCCUCGGUCAGACAGUACUCCAAGAAACAAAAACUCUUCAUGGUUUCCCAAUCGGAUACCACUUUAGAAGACGUGGAAAUGGAGAGUAGAGGUUUAAUUGACAUGCAGCGAUGGGCUUUAGAAAGCAUCAACACUAGGGAUGCACGAUAUUAGAUUUUUGCUCAUAUCCGAUAUGCCGAUAUUUUGGUCGAUACCGAUAUCUUUCCUGUGUGGAAUUCCUAAGCAAAUAAUUUUUUAUUUCUGUUUGUUGAAAACCUUGCUUAGAAGUAACUUUAUUAAAAUAAUUUUUUGAAAGAUAGUACACUGAAGGCCUUGAAAAUGAAUUCAAUCUCUUCUGUGUUUUAUUUUCUUUCAAACAGACGCAGUUGAAACCUCAGUCACAUGAUCCUUCAGAAAUCAUUCUAAUAUGCGAAUGUUUAUUUAUUACUAUCAUUAUUACGAUUAUUGUUAUCAAUAUUAAAACGACUUAGUGUAUUUUUUGAGGAUUAUUUGAUGAAUACAAAGAUCUUUUUUACAUAUACCAUUCAAAAGCUUGGAGUCAAUAUUUUUUUGUGCUGGUGAUGAGGUGAUUUUUAUCAUUUUUUAUUAAAAAUGCUCAAUUAUAGCA